This is a messenger RNA of Microtus oregoni (creeping vole), 726 nucleotides long. RefSeq names its product dnaJ homolog subfamily B member 6. NCBI's taxonomy places the organism in Eukaryota, Metazoa, Chordata, Mammalia, Rodentia, Cricetidae. Gene Ontology annotation, molecular function: Hsp70 protein binding; ATPase activator activity. Gene Ontology annotation, biological process: protein refolding; positive regulation of proteasomal ubiquitin-dependent protein catabolic process. The transcript is spliced from 2 exons. The coding region runs from base 1 to 726 and encodes 241 amino acids. The record is from RefSeq and is a predicted model, not a curated record. Gene Ontology annotation, cellular component: endoplasmic reticulum membrane; cytosol.
AUGGUGGAUUACUAUGAAGUUCUGGGCGUGCAGAGACACGCCUCACCUGAGGACAUUAAAAAGGCGUAUCGGAAACAGGCACUUAAAUGGCAUCCGGACAAAAAUCCUGAAAAUAAAGAAGAAGCAGAGCGGAAAUUCAAACAAGUUGCUGAGGCAUAUGAGGUGUUAUCGGACGCAAAAAAGCGGGACAUCUAUGACAAAUACAGCAAAGAAGGAUUAAAUGGUGGAGGAGGAGGUGGAAGUCAUUUCAACAGUCCGUUUGAGUUUGGCUUCACAUUCCGGAAUCCAGAUGAUGUCUUCAGGGAAUUUUUUGGUGGAAGGGACCCAUUUUCAUUUGACUUCUUUGAAGACCCAUUUGAUGACUUUUUUGGGAGCCGAAGGGCUUCCCGAGGAAAUAGAAGCCGAGGUACAGGCUCGUUUUUCUCUGCCUUCAGUGGAUUUCCUUCUUUUGGAGGACACGGGGGUCUCACUUCAUUCUCUUCAGCAUCAUUUGGUGGCAGCGGAAUGGGCAACUUCAAAUCAAUAUCAACUUCUACCAAGAUAGUUAAUGGCAAAAAAAUCACUACAAAGAGAAUUGUGGAGAAUGGUCAAGAAAGAGUAGAAGUUGAAGAAGACGGGCAGUUAAAGUCCUUGACAAUAAAUGGGCUCAAGGAAGGUGGCAAGAGGAAGAAGCAGAAGCAGAAAGAGGACUCGAAGAAGAAGAAGUCGACCAAAGGGAACCACUAG